AGUUACCCCGAGCCUGACGAUGCUGUAUCCGCCUUCACGGCUGCUGCCUUGUUGAAGGAAGUAAAGUCUGUCAAACAUGAGUUUCCACCACGGCCAGGGCUAUCCAGGAGGAGGCAACCCCCGACCAGGUGCUCCAUACGGGGGAGGCAGUGGUCCAUAUGGGCCAUAUGGUGCCGCACAUCAAACAGGAGCUCCUCAUGGUGCUUAUGGAGUCCCAGGUCAAGGAGUGCCAUAUGGGCAUGGACCAGGGGGUGCCCCUGCCGGGCAUUAUGGGGGUUACGGGGGACAACCCCAUGGAGGACCUUACGGGCACCAUGCCUCUGCAGGUAACAUCCCUCCUGGUGUUAACCCAGAGGCAUACCAGUGGUUCCACACUGUCGACACGGACCGCAGUGGCUUUAUCAACCUAAAGGAGCUGAAGCAGGCUCUUUUCAACUCCAACUGGUCCACUUUUAAUGACGAGACCUGCCUCAUGAUGAUCAACAUGUUUGACAAGACACGGUCGGGCCGAAUGGACCUGUUUGGCUUCUCAGCACUGUGGGACUUCAUGCAGCGGUGGAGAGCACUCUUUCAGCAGUACGACAGGGACCGCUCAGGCACUAUCAAUGGUGCAGAGCUACACCAAGCCCUCACUCAGAUGGGCUACAACCUGAGUCCCCAGUUUUCUGAGACGCUGGUGCGACGCUUCGCCGUGCGAGGCGCACGACCGGGCAUUCAGAUGGACCGCUUCAUCCACGUGUGCACCCAGCUCCAGAGCAUGACGCAGGUCUUCAGGGAGAAAGACACGACCAUGACGGGCAACAUCCGCCUUAACUAUGAGGAUUUCCUCUCGGGGGCCAUCACCAGGCUCAUGUGAGCCUCAUUCCACUGGCUAUUCCCUCAGCACUGUGGAUUCACAGUAUCAUUCCAUGUUCAGGUCAUAUAUUACUCAAUGCUCUACCAUAAGUGCCCCUACCUGUUGAUAUACAUACAGUAUAUCAGCCAGAACACAUUAUGCCAUGGCUUGUUGCUGUAAAUAGAUAAAGCCUUACACCAUGCACUUGGAUAAAGUUCAGCAGCUGUUAUAAAUGCAGCUGAAGCCUUUACUUGAUGGCUUAGCCUUCACCAGGGGUCAGCAGGUCACAGUCAUAAUCUUACCAUACAUGCCUUGAUGACACAAAGAUUAUUGUUUACUAGUACCAGUAUUUGAUUGAAAUUCUGAAUAGUUUAACUGAGAUAACAGGAGAGCUUCUGUUUACAUGUGAGAUUUGCUGACAACCUACCCGACAACCCCACUAACCACAUAUCUGUCAGGUCUGGAUCAGUGUAAAGACUUGACCAGGGGAGGCUACAAUCACCAGAUGACAUUUCUCUGCUUCUACAGUACAGUACCUGCAUUAGACUGCAUGACAGUCAUUAUCCUGUGAAUUUGCUCACAUGCAGCAUUAAAGGGUUACUUGAGUAUUUUUCAAACUUUAUCCUAUUUUCUCAAGUUUUUGUGUCUAAGGGUGUUUUCACACUUGGUCCUUUUCAGCCCUAAACGACCUCUGACGACUUUUGCACAUAUGUGAACACUCCAAGAGAACUCAGACCCAUAACCAUACUCAGAAGGUGGUCAUCUGGUGGUUCAUCUGAAAGCGAGGGGCUUCAUAAUCAGACUGCAGUGCCAGGUCAAAGUGAAAAAAAUAAGCUACAUCAAUAUAUUUCAUAAUAUUUCAAAGAGGACUGAGGGUCCAUCAGAGCUGAAGUUGACCAGAUAGAGAACUGAGUCCUCUUUGAAUUCAACUGUGAGUCUUUUUUCUGUUGGUCCACUUUUUGGUGCACUUGAAGAGGACUGAGUUCGGUUCAUUUAAAAAGGACUAUAUGUGAAAACACCUUAAGUGACCGAUGAAAACAACAUUUUUUUAACUUGGUCCAGUCUCCAGUGGUAAAACAGGCUGCAGUUUGACCACUCGGGGCAUUUGUGCACUGUCAAUUGAUGUCCUCUAAAACUUGUUUUUGCCACUGACAGGCUCAGAUUGUUAAGUGUCUACCAACAUUAUGGAAAGGAGAUAGACCUGCUUUUCAUGAGUAAGAUCCUUUUAGUUUAGCUAGACACAGCCCUGAAAUAAUUGCCAACAACCUCACCAGACUCCAUUUAAAUCAACAGUCAUUUUGGGGUGUAUAGAAGAAGCAUGUUUUCACAUCUAACUGGGUGAAUUUAGGGUUUAUUUACCAAACCAGAGUUGGUGACUGUUGGAACUGCAGAAAGAUGAACCAAGACAGUUUUUGUGAGUUGUAUUUGGUCUUGGUUGACUUUUAAAGAAGUGUGUUUUACAAUGGUAAAAUUACUGUUCAUUGAAAUGGAGUCUGGUGUGUUUGGCGACUGUUUCCUCAUGAAACAAAAAGGAUCUCACUCUUCGACAAAAAGCUCAGUCUCAGUAGGAUCCUUUCUAUAAUGUUGUCAGACACUUUGAAUAAUAAUCUGAGCCCCUCAGUGGCAAAACUAAACACUUCAGUGGAUGUGAAAUCACGGUGUACAAAUGCCCCAUUUGGUUAUAUUGCAGCCUGUUUUGCAGCUGCCAGCUGCAGCCUUCUCACUCAAUACUGGACUUCAAAAACUGUUCCCAUUAGUUGCUUCGACACAAAAACAUGGGAAAAUAGGUUGAAGGUUGAAAAAUACCAGGUACCCUUUAAAUUAUUCCUAUGCAAUCGCCUUUUAAAUGUAUGUAUAUCAGGAAAUAUUCAGCAUUUCCAGAGUGUAUUCCCAUGCAGUGGUUGCACAUUGUUUCGAACAUUGCUUUAUAUUGUAUGUGUGUAAUCAAGCUAAACAGGGCCACAUUUUAUAAUAUCAGAAAUACUACACUCUCACAUUUAGUGGGGUGUUGCUGGUAAAGCUCUGCCAGUAAGUGUUGAGAAUGAAAGAAAUUUAUUUUAGUUUUUGCAAAGGUGUACCUCCGUUAGCCAGUUUUAACCAUAAAUAAAAUAUCUGUGGACAAAGAGACCCAACAGCACGACAAUGUGUUCCCUGUAGUGAAAUGGGAUUUGCAGUGAUGGUGGGGCCAGUACUUUGAGAGAUGAUACACUUGUGUUCUGAAAUCAGUGAAUAUGCCAAAAUGGUACUAACUGCCAAAAACAAAUAAAUGCUUUUUUUUUUUGUCA
Epinephelus moara (kelp grouper) is the source of this 3120-nucleotide messenger RNA. It is a transcript of the gene pef1, whose product is annotated as penta-EF-hand domain containing 1. The transcript is spliced from 5 exons. Gene Ontology annotation, biological process: COPII vesicle coat assembly. Bases 77 to 856 code for a protein of 259 amino acids. The record is from RefSeq and is a predicted model, not a curated record. Gene Ontology annotation, molecular function: calcium ion binding. NCBI's taxonomy places the organism in Eukaryota, Metazoa, Chordata, Actinopteri, Perciformes, Serranidae.